Acanthisitta chloris (rifleman) is the source of this 813-nucleotide messenger RNA. RefSeq names its product secreted frizzled-related protein 1 (gene SFRP1). Gene Ontology annotation, molecular function: Wnt-protein binding. Lineage: Eukaryota; Metazoa; Chordata; Aves; Passeriformes; Acanthisittidae. The transcript has 3 exons. The record is from RefSeq and is a predicted model, not a curated record. Gene Ontology annotation, biological process: canonical Wnt signaling pathway; non-canonical Wnt signaling pathway; negative regulation of canonical Wnt signaling pathway. The annotation marks the transcript as partial.
CCCUACCCCGGCGGGCGCUUCUACGCCAAACCCCACCAGUGUGUGGCCAUCCCUGCCGACCUGCGGCUCUGCCACAGCGUGGGCUACGACAAGAUGGUGCUGCCCAACCUGCUGGACCACGAGACCAUGGCCGAGGUGAAGCACCAGGCGAGCAGCUGGGUGCCGCUGCUCAACAAGAACUGCCAUAUGGGCACGCAGGUCUUCCUCUGCUCCCUCUUUGCCCCCGUCUGCCUGGACCGGCCGGUCUACCCCUGCCGCUGGCUCUGCGAGGCCGUACGUGACUCCUGUGAGCCCGUCAUGCAGUUCUUUGGCUUCUUCUGGCCAGAGAUGCUCAAGUGUGACCAGUUUCCUCAGGAUGACGUCUGCAUUGCCAUGACAGCUCCCAACGCCACCGAGGUCUCCAGGCCCAAAGGAACGUCUGUGUGUCCCCCUUGUGACAACGAGAUGAAGUCGGAGGCCAUUGUGGAGCACCUGUGUGCCAGCGAGUUUGCUCUUAAGAUGACCAUCAAGGAAGUAAAGAAGGAGAAUGGGGACAAGAUGAUCAUCCCACGGAAGAGGAAGGCAUUGAAGCUGGGGCCUAUCCGGAAGAAGAACCUGAAGAAGCUGGUGCUGUUCCUGAAGAAUGGGGCAGACUGUCCCUGCCAUCAGCUGGACAACCUCGGGCACUAUUUCCUCAUCAUGGGUCGCCAGGUGAAGACCCAGUACCUGCUGACAGCCAUCUACAAAUGGGACAAGAAGAACAGAGAGUUCAAGAAGUUCAUGAAGAAGAUGAAAUCUCCUGACUGCCCAACGUUUCCAUCCGUCUUCAAGUGA